Molecule: messenger RNA, 2617 nt
Organism: Larimichthys crocea (large yellow croaker)
Lineage: Eukaryota; Metazoa; Chordata; Actinopteri; Sciaenidae
Gene: tcf25
Product: TCF25 ribosome quality control complex subunit
Exons: 18
Coding region: 132-2147 (671 amino acids)
Cellular component (GO): RQC complex
Molecular function (GO): protein binding
Source: RefSeq, a predicted model, not a curated record
CACUUCGAAGAAGAAGAAAAAGAAACCAAUUGAAUUGACCCUCAUUGCAUUGGUUUGUUUUGCCUGUCAGCCACCUACAAGCUGUUUUAAUCGCGAAUAUUGAAGUGUAUGUGUCCCACUAGCAGCGGACAAUGUCUACCCGGGCUCUGCGAAGGCUCAGAGGGAAGCAGCGGGGUCAGGAGGCCUUGGACCUCGGGGAUCUAACUUUAGGUGACAGCCCGGAGGAGCAGGCUGCGGGGGAAGAAGAGCAGCUGGACACGGCUAAUGUUUCACCCCAGUCCAACAGGAAAGGCGGCAGCCGAAAGGCGAAGAAAAACAAGGCUCAGAAGGACUUUAGCAACAUUUAUGAAUUGAUAGGUGAUGCAGACAACGAGGCAGAGAGAAUCUCACCUGAUGAAGAGGAAAAGAAUGAUAAUGGAAACGUUGAGAAACCAGAUCAGAAGCGAGAGGAAGCGUCUACAAAGUCUGGGGACAAAGUUAAAAAGAAGAAAAAAAAGAAGAAAACAAAAGUAACAUCGCAAGAUGGACAGGCUGUACCAGACGAUAACAUUGAUUUAUUGCUGGAGAAUCUGGAGCAGUCCAAUGGAGUGAGUUUGCAAAAUGAGGAUUGUGGAGGCUCUGACAGAAGAUCUGUGCUACAUGUGGAGCACAGGAAUCUCAACCCUGAGACGGAGCUGAAAAGAUAUUUCGGGGCUCGAGCUGUUCAAGGGGAUCAAAGACCUCGUCAGAGAAACAGACAGUUUCACCGUAGCACCUGGAUGACCAGUCCUAAGGACAGCUGGCCUCGCUUUAGCCGCCCAGGAAUCUCCAUGACCUUACUGCAGUCAAAGGACGGCAUUCAGCACUUCACCUUUGAACACGGUCGAGACUACCAACAAGUACAGUUCAAGUUCCUGGAUGCUGUAGAGUCCAUGGAUCCCAACAACAUUGUGGCCCUGCUACAGCUUAACCCCUACCACAUUGAUUCCUUGCUGCAGCUUUCUGAUGUCUGCCGCAUCCAAGAGGAUCAGGAGAUGGCCAGGGACCUAAUCGAGAGGGCCUUGUACAGCUUUGAGUGUGCUUUCCACCCUUUAUUCAGUCUGACCUCAGGUACCAGCAGGCUUGAUUAUCUGAGACCAGAAAACAGAGCAUUUUAUCUGGCUCUUUACAAGCACAUGAUGUUCCUGGAGAAGCGAGGAUGCCCUCGGACAGCUUUGGAGUACUGUAAACUGAUUCUGAGUUUGGACCCAGACUCCGACCCACUCUGCAUGCUCUUACUCGUUGAUUUCCUGACACUGCGUUCCAGAGAGUACCAGUCUCUCCUCCAGUUAUAUCAGGACUGGGAGGAGCAUAGAAAUCUGUCCCAGCUGCCAAACUUUGCAUUCUCCACUGCACUUUGCCAUUUCCAUCUCAGUCAACAGGAGGAUAUGGAUCCCGAAGAAAGUGACAAACAAAGACAUAAAGCUGACCAGAUGUUGCAGAAUGCUCUCAUUAUGUUCCCUGGAGUCUUGAUGCCUUUGCUGGAUCUGUGUACUGUGCAGCCGGAUGCCACAGUCACAGCACAUGCCUUCUUCGGCCCAAAGAGUCAAAUAGGGCAACCCCCAGCCCUGGCAGAACUGACUGCACUCUAUGUGGGGAGGACUUGCAGCCUGUGGAGGGAGGCAGCAGUAAUGCUGUGGUUGGAAGAAUCUGUGAAAGAGGUGCUCCGUCGAGUUGAUACCGAAGACCCUCUGGUUGAGGACUGCCAAAACAAGAGAAAACAGAGGUACCAGAGUGCACCAAGGAACAUCCAUCGUCACGUCCUCCUCUCUGAGAUCAAAGAAGCCACCUCAUGCCUGCCUCUAGAGGUGACCAGUCAGCCUGUGAUGGGCUUUGACCCUCUGCCUCCCCUGGAGUCAGUAAUCUCAUAUACCCGACCAGAGAGGCAGCAUGUUGGUGCAUCCAAUGAGAGUACAUUGUCAUUGUUCUUUCGGUCUCUGCUGCCAAACUUCAACCUUCAGGGUGGACUGAGGCAGGAAGAUGACAUGGAAGUCGCUCGAGCUGGUCAGGAGCUGAACCAAGAAGUGAAUCGUCUAAUGGUGGCAAUGAGGGACAUGCUGGCAAACAUCAGGUUUCAAGAGCCACCAAGAGAGGACAACCCCUACAGAGAUGAGGAGGAAUGGGACUGAGAGGAGGGAGACAUAGGUGGAAUUUUUAGUGUGAGGAUCGAGAGGAAACAAAUGUAAUGACAGUCAGAAAUUCAAAUAUUUAAUGGUGUUUAUAAUAAUUAAAAAGAGAUGGAGUGGGACAACUGAAUUGUAUUUUUCAUUUGUCAUUUUGGAGUUCCAACAUCUCCACUCUUGGUUCUAUGUUUCUCUGGAAGAAGAAGAACAAACACCUUUUAUGUUGCAUGGACAUUUUGUAUCACAAAUGCAAAAAGCUUGAAAUGGAAUAUUAAUCUCUUUUAAUUUUAAUUUUGUGUUAAGAAUAAUCAACAAGUCAUAUGACUUUCAUGACGUGUAGAUUUGUAGACUUGUAACAGAGUUGUAGAAAAAUUUUGACCCGCUACUGAUAUCCCCACCAGUUUAAAUUACGUUCAGUAUUUCAGAUAAGCAUUUCUAAAAAGAUCCAGAACCAUUAUCAUCUUGUACAGAGUUUA